Molecule: messenger RNA, 1513 nt
Organism: Lycium barbarum (goji berry)
Lineage: Eukaryota; Viridiplantae; Streptophyta; Magnoliopsida; Solanales; Solanaceae
Exons: 8
Coding region: 166-1254 (362 amino acids)
Molecular function (GO): heme binding
Source: RefSeq, a predicted model, not a curated record
ACAAAAAUAUUCUGACCGGAGAGACGUUUGACUCUGUAUAUUUUCUCUAGACUUUUGAUUUAGGUUUCAAAUAUACUUUUGUGCUAUUGAACAAUUAAAUUAGUAGCGUACAUACGGUUGGGUGAAUACCACGAUUCACCACUGUUGAUAUUGUUUUGUUCCAAGAUGUUAGGAAGAGUUUUUGCACUUGUUACGAUCUUGAUCUUUGCUCAAACUGGAACUCUAAAUUCACACCACGAAGCAGCUGACUGGCACUGCGAUUCCAACACCGAAAUCCAUCUUCAAGCCAAGUUCAAUCCAGGAAGAAUCACCCUUGAUGGGCAAGUUGAUGAUUGGAAAGAUAUUGAUGGUUCUGCAUUUUCACUUUUACCUGCUUUAGACCCACAUGCCGAUGAGGCAUAUCAUGGUGGGAAAAUGACGGUCAAGGCGUCACAUGAUGGCAAAGAGGUUUUCUUCAUGUUGCAAGUCGACGGGGAUUACACAUAUUCUGAAGGAUUCAGUAACAAGACUGCAUCAGUUGCUUUUAUGUUCCAAAUUGGUGAAAAUGCAUCUUAUCAUAGAAUGGGAGGAUGUGAAGAAGGACCUGAUACUUGCACGAACAAGUCAUGCAAGGGCCAUGAAGUUGACCUUAUGCAUUUCUCAAUAGGAAAGGCGGCAAUUCCUGGAAGACUCUAUGGAGGGAACCUGGUAGACAACAGUGAGGGAAAUGGGGGUGACAGGUUUGGUCAUUUGGUUGAUCUAUAUGGUUGGAACCCACACUGCCGUUAUUUAGAUGGCUUUGGUCCCUCAGCAAAUGAUACUAGUGCUCAGAAUGAUUGGAAAGGAACAUGGUGGCACAGUAGCUUGACUCACUCAGGUUUUGUUAAGGAUGACAGCCCAUAUUCGUCCAGCAACCAAUCCGGUGCAUAUAAUUUUGAAUUUUCGAGGCCGCUGAGAACAAUGGACCGCCUUCAACAGGAUGCUCAGUUCACAAUUGGCAAAACAAGUGAAAUGUCUGUGGCAUUUUGGUACCCUGUGGAUGGAAAACCGUGGCACGGGUCUGGUCACUUUUCAAUUAGCUGCGAGUGGAUACAGUUGGAUAUCUUGCCAGAUAGUUCUGAGCUGACCAAGGUGCCACAGAGAAGUCCUUGGGAUGCUGCUACAGCAUUCUCUCUUCUCAUUUCAGUAGUGGCUUUUUGUAUAUCCAUCUUUGUUGGGCAUAGAGUCUCAAGAACCAAGAACAACAUCCCUUUUACACCGAUGAACGAUCUUUAAAACUGGGGGCAAGUUCCUGCAGAUGGGGGAAAAAAACAAUUUGCAACUAUUUUCUUCCUAUAACUAGUCAACUAGGUAGUAAUACGUGUGCUUUCUUUUUCCAAGAUUCUUUAUUUUACACUUACAAUUGGAAUUCAUGGUGAGACAAGCUUCUUAGCUUUUGUAGUGAUGUCCGAAGUUCAUUCUUAUAUAUGCUCUAAUUUCUACUGUUGCUCAACAACAGUUGAUCCUAUAUAUAAUCUGAGUUUUUUCCUAAGCA